GUAUCUUCUCCUUCAUAAACGAAGAACAAAAUGACGGAAGCUCCUCUAGAAUCCGCAGCUUCGCUGGUGCGCGUGGCGCGUGCCUCGGACCGCGUGUACCGUGACGAAUGCGUCUUCUCCUUUGACUCCGCUCUCUCUCCCUCGGGUCUCUACACGAAUCUGCGCUCCUUCCUCUCGUACGGCGCGCCGUAUCUCGUCUAUGAUCGCAUCGAAACGCCGGCCGUUUAUCUGCAUCAGAAGCACACACGCAAGCUUAAGGCUUCAUCCUCUUCAAGCGCCAAAGAAACCCCCACAAAGCUUGCUAUUGGUGGCGCUGGGGGCUUCGCCGCGUCCGCAGAAGACAAAUACGAUGUUGAAAAAACUGUUACCAUUGUUGUACUGGGUCCUGGCCAGCAGGAACUCGCCCGGGAAGCUCUAGACUCUCCCAGUCUCCCCUCAAAGCUGAAAGAAGCAGCUGAAGCUGUACUCAACCACGCAGGGAACACCGUCACUGAAGAAGUGGCGUCUUGGCAGGAAGAACUCAAGCCUACCAAGUACGCCGAGCACCUGGUUCAAGUCCCGAACCCGCCGCACAUUGCGUCAAACCCUUCGGCCUGGAAAUGCCAAGCUCCAAACUGUGAUAAGCAGGAGAAUCUGUGGCUAAACUUGUCAGAUGGCUACAUUGGUUGCGGUCGUCAGAACUGGGAUGGAUCUGGAGGCUGUGGAGCAGCGUUGACCCAUUACAGUGAGACGGGAGGAAUUUACCCAUUGUCGGUGAAAUUGGGCACAAUUACAGCCGAAGGAGGAGACGUGUACAGCUACGCACCGGACGAAGAUGAUAUGGUUAAGAAUCCAUUGUUACCGAAACAUUUGGAGCACUUUGGUAUCAAUGUCAACAACUUGAAAAAGACCGACAAGUCCAUGAACGAGCUGCAAGUGGGACUAAAUUUGUCCUACGAGUUUGAUGCAGUUACUGAGGCAGGCAAGAAAUUGGUACCGGUUUCUGGAGCUGGAUAUAUGGGGUUCAAGAAUCUGGGCAAUAGCUGCUACAUGAACUCGGUGCUGCAGCUGUUAUUGGCGCUACCUGAAGUGCAGGAACGGUAUUUUAAGAUGUCAGAGAAGAUUUUCUCCACUGCAGAUAAUUUACCGGUGGACGACUUCGCUGCUCAGUUUGCUAAACUGGCGUGUGCGACGUUGACGGAUCGAUACAAGAAGCAGUUCUUAUCGCCGAAGGACGAUGGUAAAGAGGUUGAAGAGGAUGAAUUCCAUAAUGUGGACUUGCGACCGAUCACCUUCCGUGGUCUUGUUGGAAAAGGUCAUCCCGAUUUCUCUACUGGACAGCAGCAAGAUGCAGUGGAAUAUCUCCAGUAUCUGCUGGAUUUCAUGACUCGUGCUGAGCGUGUUGGUGCGAGUCGCAUGGGACCUCUUCUUCCUGGAGACAGUGCGACGAGUGCAGAUCUGCCGACUGCGAAUUUGUUCAAGUUCAAGCUGGAAGACCGUGUGCAGUGCAUGGCUUCCAACAAGGUGAAGUAUGUAUCGCGAGACGACAUGCUUCUUCAAUUGCAGAUUCCUCUCGAAGCAGCGACCAAUGCCACUCAAGUUAGCGCUUACCAGGUCCUUGAACAAAAACGUCAGCGUCUUGGUGACAGCGAGAAGGCUGACAAAACUGAAGAAGAACGUGUCGUGCCUAAUGUUCCCUUUGAAGCGUGUAUUGAAAAGACGCUGGCACCUGAAGUCAUUGAGGACUUCUUGUCACCAGCUACCGGGAAAAAGGGUCAAGCGCAGAAGACCGUUCGUUUCCGCUCCUUCCCGCGUUAUUUGCUCGUGCAGAUGAGACGCUUUUACGUGGCUGAAGACUGGACUCCUAAGAAACUGGAGGUUGAAGUGAAGGUGCCAGAAAAAUUCUCUCUGAGCCGGUUCGUGUCCAAGGGUCUUGUUGAUGGCGAAGAGGAACUACCCGAAGCGUCUACUGCUGGUGGAACGACUGAAAGCAGUGCUAGUGCUACGACAGACGCCGACGAAGCCCUUGUGGCUCAGUUAGUGUCGAUGGGUUUCUCCGAGAAUGGAUGCAAACGUGCAGCCAUCGCGACUGGCAACUCGAAUGCUGAAGCAGCGAUGGAGUGGAUCUUUAGCCACAUGGAGGACCCGGACUUUAACGACCCUCCUGCUCCGGCUGGGGCUGCUACCAACGCCGAAGACUCUGUCAACAUGGAGCACGUGUCUAAUCUGAUGGCUAUGGGCUUCGCCGAGCCUCAUGCCAAGUGUGCACUCAAGCAGACAGACAACAACCCCGACCGCGCUGCUGAGUGGUUGUUUAGUCACAUGGACGAUCUGGACGGCGCUGUGACUCAAUGUGAGAGCGAAUCAGCGGUGCCAAGUGGUGAUUUAGGGUCCUCUGUGAAGCGGUUGGAUAGCGAGAACACUGGAGACUACUCGCUUGUGGGUUUUGUUAGCCACGUGGGCAAGAACACCAACUCGGGACACUACGUGUGCCACAUGAAGAAGGAUGGUCGCUGGAUUAUCUUUAAUGAUGACAAGGUGGCCGUGUCGGAGGAACCACCUCUUGGCGCCGGAUACCUGUACCUGUUCCGACGCACUGAUGCCUAGAUGCAGAGUCCAGAGAAGUGAGGCAUCGUUAACAAGUCAAACAACGACCCUUUCCGAUCGUAUUGCUUUGUUUGGGUUUGGUUGCCAUUAUUGGGGUAACCGAGCGAUUUGAUCGGGCUUUAACCUGGCCAAAACUGACGAGGGUGGAGGAAUAUAAUCGACUUCAGUUAGAGUUGCCAAAUAUUCCUCACUGUUUCGAAUAAAAAUAUUCUUCAGCAAAGCACUGAAAAACCAAACAAGUAGUGUGGAAUGUGAUAAACCCUAUACUAUCGAUAUUGGGCCAAAUACAGGCGACAUUAACGGCGCUGUAAGAAUAUGUUCACGGUAUAUGUACAUGUACCUAACUUGCUUGUCCAAGCUAUCACCAAUUUGAAGAUUUAGGAUAGGGACAAUGUUAAAGUGUUUUAUGACUAUAAAUGAUGAAAAGGGAAAGCCAACAAAUACUUCGUAACUUAC
Phytophthora nicotianae INRA-310 is the source of this 3042-nucleotide messenger RNA. RefSeq lists its product as hypothetical. Lineage: Eukaryota; Oomycota; Peronosporomycetes; Peronosporales; Peronosporaceae. Gene Ontology annotation, molecular function: zinc ion binding; cysteine-type deubiquitinase activity; protein binding. The record is from RefSeq and is a predicted model, not a curated record. The transcript has a single exon. Bases 31 to 2586 code for a protein of 851 amino acids. Gene Ontology annotation, biological process: protein deubiquitination.